Messenger RNA from Nematostella vectensis (starlet sea anemone), 1845 nucleotides. RefSeq names its product T-complex protein 1 subunit zeta. Gene Ontology annotation, molecular function: ATP hydrolysis activity; ATP-dependent protein folding chaperone; ATP binding. The transcript has 19 exons. NCBI's taxonomy places the organism in Eukaryota, Metazoa, Cnidaria, Anthozoa, Actiniaria, Edwardsiidae. Gene Ontology annotation, cellular component: chaperonin-containing T-complex. The record is from RefSeq and is a predicted model, not a curated record. Bases 38 to 1636 code for a protein of 532 amino acids. Gene Ontology annotation, biological process: protein folding.
CGAGGCUUCAGCUUUCCCUUCCCUCUUUUCUCAUAAAAUGGCGGCCAUCAAAUCGCUCAACCCAAAAGCUGAAGUCGCUCGCUCAGCAGCAGCGCUUAGCCUUAAUAUAACGGCAGCCAGAGGACUUCAAGAUGUACUGAAGACAAAUUUAGGCCCGAAAGGGACCAUGAAAAUGUUGGUAUCUGGAUCAGGUGAUAUAAAGUUGACUAAGGAUGGAAACGUGUUGUUGCAUGAAAUGCAAAUCCAGCAUCCCACAGCAUCACUGAUUGCGAGAGUUGCCACUGCUCAGGAUGACAUUACUGGUGAUGGAACUACAUCCAAUGUCAUGAUAAUUGGGGAACUCUUAAAACAGGCUGACCUUUAUGUAUCCGAGGGAUUGCAUCCAAGGCUUGUUACAGAAGGAUUUGAAGUGGCAAAGAAGAAAGCACUUGAGGUCCUUGAAGAAGUAAAAGUGAGCCGAGAAAUGGAUAGAGACACUCUGAUUAAUGUUGCCAAGACAUCUCUUCGGACUAAAGUCAGGACUGAGCUGGCUGAUUUACUAACAGAGGUUGUGGUAGAUGCCGUACUGACCAUCAGAAAGCCCAAGAAGCCCAUUGAUCUUCACAUGGUGGAGGUUAUGGAGAUGCGGCACAAGACAGACUCUGAUUCAAAACUGGUGAAAGGACUGGUAAUGGACCAUGGAGCAAGACACCCUGACAUGAAGAAGAUGGUGGAGGAUGCUUUUAUUCUUACCUGUAAUGUCUCCAUGGAGUAUGAAAAGAGUGAAGUAAACUCUGGCUUUUUCUACAAGAGUUCAGAGGAGAGAGAGAAGCUUGUUGCAGCAGAACGCAAGUUCACUGAUGAUAAAGUACAGAAGAUUAUUGAUCUCAAGAAGCAGGUCUGUGAGGGCAACAAUAAAGGCUUUGUAGUGAUUAACCAAAAGGGCAUUGACCCAUUCUCUCUAGACAUGCUGGCCAAGGAGGGUGUUGUGGCACUGCGCCGAGCCAAGAGAAGAAACAUGGAAAGAAUCCCCCUGGCUUGCGGAGGACUUGCCAUCAACUCUGUGGAAGAUUUGACCCCUGAUGUCCUUGGGCAUGCUGGACUUGUCUAUGAACAUGUGUUGGGAGAAGACAAGUACACUUUUAUAGAAGACUGCAAGCACCCUGAGUCUGUCACUAUCCUAAUAAAAGGUCCUAACAAACACACCCUGAGCCAGAUCAAGGAUGCGAUCCGUGAUGGCUUAAGAGCUGUCAAGAAUGCAAUUGAGGAUGGGUGUGUUGUGCCAGGCGCUGGUGCCUUGGAGAUCGCAAUACAUGCAGCUUUGAUAGAUUUUAAAAAGACAGUCAAAGGUCGGGCACGACUGGGCGUUCAAGCAUUCGCUGACGCCUUGCUCGUGAUUCCCAAAACCCUGGCUCAGAACUCUGGGUUUGAUCCUCAGGAGACUAUGGUCAAGUUACUGGAGGAGUAUGCUGAUAGCAACACACCAGUUGGUGUUGACCUUUCCUCAGGUGAAGCUAUGAUACCAGCCGAUGCGGGCGUGUGGGAUAACUAUCGGGUCAAACGGCAGCUUCUGCACUCGUGUACUGUGAUUGCCAGCAAUCUUCUAUUGGUCGACGAAGUGAUGCGAGCUGGCAUGUCAUCGCUCAAAGGAAAUUAACCCCAUUCUCCCCCCCCCCCCCCCAUUAGUGUGAUAUUGUAAAGCACUCCACACCUAUUUGGCGCUGCUUUAUCUGAUUGGCUGCGUCACGAAUACAGAUGCACACCCCCGUCUCAAAAAGGUCCGUUAAUAUUGGAACUUUGUAAUAUUGAGCCUUGUGAAGAUUGUUAGAGAAUCUUGCGCAAUUAAAAGCAAUUAUUAUUCCUGAA